Messenger RNA from Manihot esculenta (cassava), 2043 nucleotides. Its product is annotated as ADP-ribosylation factor GTPase-activating protein AGD5. The record is from RefSeq and is a predicted model, not a curated record. Lineage: Eukaryota; Viridiplantae; Streptophyta; Magnoliopsida; Malpighiales; Euphorbiaceae. The transcript has 11 exons. Gene Ontology annotation, molecular function: GTPase activator activity. The coding region runs from base 250 to 1719 and encodes 489 amino acids.
AUGAAAUAAAGUCAAGAGGCGAAGACACACUGUUUUGCGAUCUCUCUUUUCUUCCCUCUUUCAUUUUUGGCAUGAUAAUCAGAGAGAGGGAAAAGAGAGAGAAAUAAAGGAUAUAGAGUGAGAAAGACAGAAGAGACGGAUCAAAAAGACGAAAUUGACCUCAGUUUCUCUGUUCUUGCUGUUUCUGCUUCUUCCUUGAUUCUUUUCUCUCUCAAUUAGCCGAUUUAAAGUUUGGUUUGUACGGACACCAUGAACGAGAAGGCCAACGUCUCUAAAGAGCUUAAUGCUAAGCACAGAAAGAUAUUGGAAGGUCUCCUUAAAUUGCCCGAAAAUAGAGAAUGUGCUGACUGCAAAGCCAAAGGUCCAAGAUGGGCAAGUGUGAAUUUAGGUAUCUUUAUAUGCAUGCAAUGUUCAGGGAUCCACAGAAGUCUUGGGGUGCACAUAUCAAAGGUUCGAUCUGCAACCCUUGACACAUGGCUUCCAGAGCAGGUUGCAUUUAUUCAAUCAAUGGGAAAUGAGAAGGCAAAUAGUUACUGGGAAGCGGAGCUACCCCCCAACUACGAUAGAGUUGGGAUAGAGAAUUUCAUUCGUGCAAAGUAUGACGAGAAGAGAUGGGUCCCUAGAGAUAGAAUUGGAAAACCAAUGUCCCCUCCUAGAGGGCAUGAUGAAAGGUCUUCUGUGCAUUGGCAGAGACCCAGUGAAAGAAGUGGGCAUCAACGUGCCGAGAGUUCAGAAAAUAUGUCUGGCGAAAGAAAGAAUGCUCAACCACAACAUUCAAAAGAUAGUGUUCCUGUUCAAAGAAUUAGUGUUCCUGCUCCUCCCAAGGGACCUGAGCAGAUCACCCCUCCCAAGCCCCAGCAGAUUAUUCAGAAAAUUGAACCUGCAGUAGCGCCAGCUGAACUGACAAAGAAUGCUGCAACAGCCAUUCCACCUGCUUCUGCACCUAAAGUUGAUUUUGCUACUGACCUUUUCAACAUGUUAUCUGUGGAUAGUCCAAGUGAAAAUGGCUCUGAGUCAGCUUCCAACGAUGAUAAUGGAUGGGCAGGUUUUCAAUCUGCAGCUGCUGAAGAAGCACCACCAAUAGACAAAAUUGCUCCAACUAAAGUGGCUGAGAAUAAUACCAACUCCACUUCUGGAAUUGAAGAUUUGUUUAAAGAUUCACCUCCUUUGACAACUCCUUCAGUGUCAGAGAACCCCCAGAAAGAUGUAAAAAAUGAUAUUAUGAGCCUUUUUGAGAAGUCCAAUAUGGUGUCCCCAUUUGCAAUGCAUCAACAGCAACUUGCUAUGCUGGCACAUCAACAACAGCAUCAACAACAGUCCCUUCUCACGACUCCUGCAGCAAAAUCAGGUGGUGUUGACCCAAAAUUUCCUGGCAAUAUUCAACUGCCCGGAUCCAAUGGUAUUAACUUGCAUGCUCAAAAUUGGCCAAAUGUUGGAUACCAAAUUCCUGGAUUAGUGAUGCCAGAAGCUGGGCAGGUUGACCCACGUAAACUUAUGCAGACUGGUAAUACAGGAGUCACAAAUCUAGCGGGAAGCGCUGUACCAUAUUCAACAUCUAGCUUUUAUACCAUGGGUCAGGUUACGCCUGCUAAUGGUGUGACAAUGACUGGAGCUAGCAAACCUCAAUCGGGAGCUCCAAUUUCAUCAGAGAAUGCAUCACAGUCUGGAAAGGAUUAUGAUUUCUCAUCAUUAACACAAGGCAUGUUCUCAAAGCACUGAGUUUCCUGAUGUUGGCAUUUUUCGUACGAAUACCAAGAUAGUUGUAUUACAGGAAAAUAGCGACCUGAGAUUUUCCUCCAGUGUGGCGAUUGUAAGCUAUUUUGUAGAUGCAGUUUGAGUUUUUCUCUUUCACAUUUGGUUGAUGGCUUAUUUUACGAGUAGAUAUAAUCCAGAGCUAAUAAAGCUGGGUUUUUAGAUUGUUUUCAUCUUCUCCGCUUAUUGUCGCCAGUUUUUUGAACCACAAGUAUUUUAUACAAGUCUGUAUCUGGACAUUGUACGACUGAAUUUGUAUUUUAUAUAUUGAUAUUUUUUUUUUCAAACAAA